GUCGUCACGUGCUCGCUAGUUUUUCACACAUUCUAUUUAAUUGCCGGUUUCUUGCAUUCCAUGCAAAAGAUUCAAGGAUCUUGAUGUUUUGGUAUAGGGUCAAGUUGGUGACCGUGGUAUUUUCCGUAGUAGAAUCGCAAUAGAUAGAUAAUCACACGUGAUCGCGCUCGACGUCGACGCAUGUGGUUGGUGGAAAAUCCAUAUCAUUCUCCGAUUGAAGGAUGGCCGCUCAAUCCAGUGGGAGAACCCACACGAAAAUCCUAGGUGCCUCAGACUACGAUGAGGCCGCCUACUGGGAUGAGAAAUUCGCAAAUAAGAAAGAUAUUGGGGAAUGGUUGAACUCGGGAGACGCGAUCAUAGACGUGGCCCUGUCUAGCCUGGACGGUCGGCAGUUUGACCAAAGCACUGGCCAUCCCCGCGUGCUGCAUCUCGGUCCGGGCAUCUCAAAGUUGGGAUCAAGGCUUCGCGAUGCGUUCGUACAGCGUGGUUUGCAAGGAAAGAGCAUUGUGAACGUCGACUUUUCAGCUGAGGCUGUUCGCCUGGGUCGGGAUCUUGAAACAGAUCUUGACCCUACCCGAGCAAUGCACUGGGUACAGGCUGACCUGCGAUCCUGGGCCGAUGUCUCCGAAAUCUCCUGCUUCGCUCCCGUCGACAUGAUACUCGACAAGAGUACGAGCGACGCGAUCGCGACGUCCGCACCCGUGGCAUUCUCAUCUUCUUCUGAUGCAUCGGACACCUGCGAAGAAAUACAAAGGCUUGUGAAAAAGGGCGGGGAGAUUACGUUACUGCCUGUCGAGGUGUUGGCGCUACAUCUUGCACCGCUGGCUCGACCCGGUGCUAUUUGGAUUGCCCUUUCAUUUUCGGCCACGCGGUUUGAGAAUUUACCUCAUGCUAUGGCGCACUGGGCUGUGGUGGCCCAGAAAGCGUUGAAAGCACCGCAUGGUCACUCCUCUCCAUCGGUGCACACACCUGAGGUGUUCCACUGGCUUUAUAUCUUGAAGCGCAAGUAGCAUCCACUGUUGGGAUUGGCAUCUUUGCACGUCACUUGAUUGUCCAGUGUUUGCGGGUGUCAACUCAUUUUGUCAGGCUUUGUUCGGGAUGAUUGUUUGAAAUACCAGAUCCCGCUCUGAGUUUGUUACUGCAUCAGUGAUGUACCCAAUCCCACCAUAGGCUACUUGUUUUUAUCGCGAUAGCCUACAGCAUCG
Messenger RNA from Aspergillus candidus, 1205 nucleotides. RefSeq lists its product as uncharacterized. Lineage: Eukaryota; Fungi; Ascomycota; Eurotiomycetes; Eurotiales; Aspergillaceae. The record is from RefSeq and is a predicted model, not a curated record. The transcript has 2 exons. Bases 222 to 1010 code for a protein of 262 amino acids.